GUUUAAGUUGUCUUAUUUAAUUGCGCCCGUCGAUCCAUUCACCCAUGUUAGGAGUACAUUCAAGAUCGUGUAGCGUUUGUCGUUGUGUUCCGAAAUGGCAGUACCAAAAACUAUUGAGCAGGCUUUUCCAGGUCACAAACGAACCAGUUCUGUUGCAUAAACCGGGUAGUACGGAACGUCAGAAGUUGGAUAGUACGUUGGAUACUAUGAUUAUAAACGGGCCUUAUCAUGUGCCUAUAUGUAUUGAUUCAAACGAAUUAUCAUCCGGACAACCUCGAAGGCAGAUUUUGCCAUUUGAGCAUUCGAAAACACUGGUCAAUUUUUAUCAUGCCUCAGGAGAGCAAAUAAAAUCUGCAAUUGAAUCUUGUCUAAUAGCUCGUAAAACGUGGUCACGCACAAGUUUUGAUGAACGCGCUAAGAUAUUCUUAAAAGCAGCGGACCUUGUUAGCGAUAAAUAUCGCAUGGAGUUGUUGGCAUCAACUAUUCUCGGUCAAGCGAAAACAAUUUUUCAGGCUGAGAUUGACGCAGCUGCAGAAUUAGCAGAUUUCUUGCGUUUUAAUGUGAAAUUUGCCUCAGAAGCCCUGCAAUAUAAACCAAUCAAUACCCAUGAUGCAAAGAAUGAAGUAGUUUACCGAGCAAAUGAAGGGUUUUGGGCUGCUAUACCACCAUUUAAUUUUACAGCUAUUGCAGGGAACCUAGCAAGUGCCCCAGCUUUAAUGGGGAAUGUUGUGAUUUGGAAACCCGCUGAUACAUCCAUAUAUUCUAAUUAUCUUGUUUACAGAUUACUCCGCGAAGCAGGUUUACCCCCUGGUGUAAUCAACUUUGUCCCAGCAGAUGGCCCAACAUUUGGUAAAAUAAUUUGUGAACACCCUCAACUUGCUGGUAUCAACUUCACUGGAAGCACGAAAACUUUUCGUGCUAUAUUGAAAAUGAUUGGCGACAAUGUUGAUAAGUAUCGUGGUUAUCCAAGAACUAUAGGUGAAUGUGGCGGCAAAAAUUAUCAUUUUAUCCAUCCAUCUGCAAACUUGGAAGAAGCUGCUCUCGGCACUAUCCGAAGUUCAUUUGAAUACUCUGGUCAAAAAUGUAGCGCAUGUAGUCGACUUUAUGUACCAGAAAAUUUAUGGCCAAAAUUUAAACAACUUUUACUUGGUCAUUAUGAACAAUUGAAAAUAGGAUCACCACUUGAUUCAGAUACAUUUUCAUCUGCAGUUAUUGAUCAUACUGCAUUCAAUAAAAUCUCUGGCUAUCUACAAUAUGCAUCCAGUUGUCCAGAUAUUGAAGUUGUCGCCGGUGGUCAUAGAGAUGACAGCGUUGGUUACUUUAUUCAGCCUACAAUUUUGAUUACUAAUAAUCCAACAGAUUUCAGAAUGGUAAUUAGACAAUUCAUGAUUUAAUACCAUGUGUGAACUUGACAUCUUCAAUGCUAUUAGUGUCUUUGGAUUCUUCAUCUUUCAUAUUAGCAUGAUGACUGAUGUGUGUCAAACCUAUUCUGUUCAUCUCACUUAAUGCACAUUUGAUAUUCAAUUGAAAGCCCUAACUCUGUAAUUUUUACAUGCUUGUCAUUUUUUCUUUGCAUUUGAUGUUUUUAUUGGGUACUUAUAAUAUCUUGGAAUUGACGAUGAUCUUAUGAAACCACCCAUAUUUUUGUCAUGCUCGUGUUUUACGGUCAUGAAGCGAAAUUAAACAUACUGUAUCAAUGAAUAUGUGUACUGUGAAUUAAAGAUACCAAACUUAAAAUUGAUCGUCAUACUGAUAUCUCACUAAAAGAAAACAUUGACAAGUUUAUUCCAUCCUAGUUAGUAGGGAAGUCGAACUUCUGAUAUUUCAAAGCUUAGUUUAAGUCACUUUUUCAAAGAAUAAACAACUUUCUCUUUGUUAAUACAAUUUUAAAAAUGAAUUGGUAUAUCCAAAAAGUUUCCACUUCUCAUCAUAGAGUUGUCGAUAAGUCUGCUACUCGAACGCUUAAUAAAAACUCCAUAACUGCUUCAUAGAUCUCCGGAUUGUAGGGAAAAGAUCUAAAGUAAGGAGAAAAGCUUUACUUCUAGGCUCGUUUAUAUGCAGGGAACAGCAGUAUUUAUCGUUUACUGGUAACCUAUACACCUUUGAAAACUUCUGAAGAUAUCGUUAACUUAAUAGUAACGUAAUGCAAUCAGAUUUUAGCACACAAUUCAUUAAUUUACUAGUAGUUCCUAGGGUGCUCCCAAUGCAUGCUAAUUUAACGAAAUGUUCUUAGUUUUCUCUUGGCCUCUGAAAACCUUAUUAAGAAAUUCUCUGUGGACCCCAACAGUCAUUUUGGUCAAAGAUAGAAUACUAUGUGUAAAAUAUUCUUGUAUUAACCGUGUGUACAUGGAUAGAUGGGAGUUGAUGUAAAAUCUAAACUUUGAUUGAAUGAUCAAAAUUUUUAUCUUUUCUUAUAGUUUACUGUUGAACAGGUUGCAUGUGACUUGAACCUUUUACAUGAUUAUCUUCAAAUGCUUAACUUGAUGUCAUUAAUCAUAGACAUUCAAUUCUAUGUGUGAUAACAAAGACAGAGGAUUUAAUUGAUACUUCAUUUGCUUAUAACUUCCAUAUGAAUAUAAUUAAAGUUGAUUUUCAAUAUAGCUAUAGUAAAUUUAUUGUUAAAUGGAUGUUUAAUGAGCAUCUAGUUAAUAAAAUUUAAUCAUUUUUUAGUUAACAACUUAUAAAUUCAAGAUUAUCUAUUAGUAAAAAUACUAUUGUAGAAUAAUACUACAUUAAAAUUCACUUGGUAUUGUUUGGCU
Molecule: messenger RNA, 2759 nt
Organism: Schistosoma bovis
Lineage: Eukaryota; Metazoa; Platyhelminthes; Trematoda; Strigeidida; Schistosomatidae
Source: the annotation of a GenBank genome assembly